UGAUGAAAAUUAACUAACCCAAAUUUAAAAUGAGAAAGCCUAUCGGACUCACACUAGAUUUCUUGGACAUACAAUAAUCAUAAAAAGAGUAGACACCAAAAGUAUUUAAUUCAAAAUUAAUCAGGUACAAUAGAUCGACACAUUUGAAGAAUUUUGCAGCUAAAUACCAGAGAAUCAAUAAUAAUAAGAAUUAAACUUCUCCAAAUAAUCUUAAUCCUUCCAUUCUUAAUAAAUCAAAUCCAACAAUUAAGAAGAAUCAAUCUGUUCUGAAUUUAAGCAAUCAAUAAUAAGUAUUAAUUUAAUAUAAAUAUCAUAUAUCUAGAUUAGGAAAAGGAGAAUUCAUAAAUACAAUAUAUUGUUUUUGAAGAAUUUCAUCCCCAAAGCACCAUUAUAUCAGGCCAAUCUGAAUCUAUAAGAAAUUCAGAAAAACAAUUAUAAGAGAAAAACACUGAUCUUAUAAAGGAACCUCCUGCACCAUCAAAUAAAAACAAUACCAAAUUUAGUUUCCCUUAGAAAGGAACUGGAUUCACUGGAUGUAUUUAUGCUCUAAAAUCUAGUAAAAAAAUAACUUCAAAUUGCGAUUCCUGAGGCGGAUCACACAAACACUAGUUCUUAUGAGUAAACUAUGAUCAAACAAUAACUAAAAUAAAAUUAAAUGAAUAAUGCUGCAGAUAUGGAAUUAAAAUAAUAGAUAUUUACACUCUAGAGAGAUAAAGAAUAAAUUAAAAAUUAAUACAAAUUAGAGAUUAUUGAUCUAAAUGCCAAAAUACAGGAACUUUAAUAAAAGUUAGAUAUUGAAUAAGCAAAUACAUUGCAAUUAAAAUAAGAAAAUGAAAAAUUAUAACUGAAAAUCUAAUAAAUAGAACAUUAAUACUCUAUUAAUAUUGAUAAGAACUAGAGUGAUUAGUUUAGCAUAAGUUAUUAAAAUAAAUUAUCAGAUAAUGAAAAAAUCUAAUAUCUUGUUGAAAAACUAAAUCAAAAAUCAGCUAUAAAUGCAAAAUUACAAUAUGAAAUUUUCAAAUUGCAAAAUAAUGUAAAAUAUAUUAAUAAAUAGAUUGAACUAUUAUAAACGAAAUAGAUUGUACAAUCAUAUAAUAUUAAUUAAAUAUCAGACUAUGAAUAAAUAUCAGACAGUCACUCUCCUCCUUAAUUUGCAUCAAAUCCUCCAUUGAACAAUUACAAAAAUAGAGAAAGCAAUAAAGCUAGUGUAUUGAUGCAAUAAAAAUAAGCAUUACUCAAUUUAAGCGUCAAUUAGGCUUAAUUAGAUUAAAAAAAAUAGAUAAAUUUGUAUCUCAUCUAAUUUGAAUUAUAGAUCCAACAUGAUAUCCCCAUAAGCAAAAACUUGCAAAGCUUCUACAACAAUUCAUAAAAAUCUAACAACUCAUUAGACAAAAAAUACUUAAUUCAAAGAAGAUACUCUUCAACAUCUUAGAAAAAUGCAGUAAAAAUUAAUCAUUUAUAUAGAAGUACAAAAAAUUCAACUUCGGUUGGAGAAUUAAAUACUUUUAAACAAGAUUUAACUAAUUGUUCAAAUAUUUUACAAAAAAUUAUGAGGAAGGAUUCAACUCAAUCUCCUGAUAAACCUAUUCAAGCAACUCAGAAAUUCAAGGAAGCUCUCAAUUCUAAGCUUUAAAAUGUUCCAGAUAAGCAUAAGUCAUAUGCUAGUUUAUUAUUCUCUUUAGGAGAUUUUAACAAACCUAGAAUUCAAGAUGCAUAUAUUCGUUAGAAUUCACCACAUAUUAAUGAAGAUAUUCAAUUCAAAUCAAGACAGUAGAUUUAUAAUAUAAAAUAGAAUAUUUGCUUAUUAACCCCAUUAAAAUUCUAGAAAACAGUCUGAAACCAUAAAAUCAGAGGAAUCACACAAAAUGAGUACUGAACAACCAAAGUAUUAUGACAAAUAUGAAUACUCAAAUUAUUAAAGGAAAGGUAAAUAUUAAUACACAUUAGAUAUUCUACAACUGAUGAGAGAUAUUAAAAGUCAAAAACUUGGAAGUAAGAAUUUUAUAAAUUAUAUUUAGUAUCUGCCAAAAUUAAUUAUAAAAAGAAUCAUCCAAAGUAUGAAAAGCAGUAUAAUCUAUGUUAGUAUAAGGGGACUUAUUUCUGA
Paramecium pentaurelia is the source of this 2104-nucleotide messenger RNA. NCBI's taxonomy places the organism in Eukaryota, Ciliophora, Oligohymenophorea, Peniculida, Parameciidae. The record is from the annotation of a GenBank genome assembly.